Molecule: messenger RNA, 2067 nt
Organism: Musa acuminata AAA Group (dessert banana)
Lineage: Eukaryota; Viridiplantae; Streptophyta; Magnoliopsida; Zingiberales; Musaceae
Exons: 2
Coding region: 1-2067 (688 amino acids)
Source: RefSeq, a predicted model, not a curated record
AUGACUCGGCCUUUGCAACCGCAGGGGGCCCCCACCCGGACUCAUGCACCACUUUCCGAGCUCCCCGCUUCGCCUCGGAACCGAAUAGCCCAGCCCAGGAAUCGAGAGGCGGAAGAUACGGCGAGUCGCCCAGAGCCUGAGGCGCCAUCUGCGGACUCGACGAACGCCCUGCGAGCCCAGUUGCGCCUUGUUAGUCAACGACUCGACGAAGUACACCAGGAGAUUCGCAGGUCAAAGGGAGAGCUCGGGGCGGAUAAACACCAAGGGUCCCCGUUCGCGCCCAAAAUACAAGAUCAAGCGAUCAGAUUGCACUUCCGGCUCCCUUCGCUGGACACCUACGACGGCGCCACUGACCCAGCAGACCACGUGGCCGCUUUUCGCGCUCAGAUGGCGCUAUAUGGGACUUCUGACGCCUUGAUGUGCAGGGCGUUUCCGACGAUGUUGAGGGGGCUAGCCCGCGCGUGGUACAACAGCCUGAAGACCGGGACCAUCACUUCCUUCGAUCAGCUCGCCAGAGACUUUGAGCUCAACUUCCUAGCCUACGCUCGACCAAAGCCGUCCGUGGCAUUGCUCCUCGGACUCAACCAAAGGGAGGACGAGCCCCUCUCCCAUUUCGUGAAUCGUUUUACGACGCAAAUCCGAGGGCUCUCGGACGCUCACCCCUCUCUGUUGAUGCAGGCAUUCAUGAUAGGCCUGCGGCCUUCCAGGUUCUUUUGGUCUCUUGUGGAGCGACCCCCCACGACGGUACCCGAGAUGUUCCAGCGAGCAAGUCGGUUCAUCGCCGCAGAGACAUGGAUAGCCGGGAGGCGCGAAGAGCACAAGAGAGUCAAGCCGGAGCCGCCCUGGCAGCAGCAAUCCGUUGCAUCACGGCAUAGGUUGGACAGAUCUGACCCGCCGGCACCGAGGCCCCCUCUCCCCGCCUUGAGCUUGUCCCAAACAGAAAUAUUUCUCCACAUAAGGGAGAAGGGACUGCUCAAAGAUCCAUAUCCGAUGAGGAGUUCACGAGAGCUUGCAGACCGAUCAAAGUACUGUCGCUUUCACCGGCAGCACGGGCAUGACACUGAAAAGUGUCGGGAGUUGAAAAGGCAGAUCGAGGAGCUUAUUCGCAGAGGGCAUCUCGGCCAGUACCUUCGGUCGGACAAGGAACUUUCACCGCGCCCGGAGGGUCCCAUCGAGCGACACAUCGACGUGAUAGCUGGCGGCCCCGCAUCUGGCGGGGAUUCCAUGACCGGAAGAAAGGCAUACGCCCGAGCCGCCCCGGCCGAAGCUCCCAGGCACGAGCCCGAGCCUGAGGUCGCUUUCCCGACCAGAGCAUCCGAACAAUCCGAGCACGACGAUGCGCUCGUGAUAUCGGCCAGGAUUGCCAAUGCGCAAGUAAGAAGGAUCAUGGUCGAUAUCGGGAGCUCGGCCGACAUACUCUACUUCGAUGCCUUCCAAAAGCUCGGCUUGUCCAGAGACAACAUGAAGCCGAUGUGCUCGGCGCUCACCAGAUUCACCGGUGACUCGAUCUCACCGCUAGAGGCAAUCACUUUGCCCUUGACCCUGGGAGCUCUGCCGAGGUCGAAGACACACACCUUCUUAGUGGUUGACCUCUCUGCUGCAUACAACGCUAUUCUCGGCCGACCGACCCUCAACAAAAUUAGAGCCGUUGUCUCAACUUACUACCAAACUAUGAAGUUCCCGACCCACGCCGGGACCGGAGAGAUCACGGGAAGCCCCCGAGAAUCCAGGUGCUGCUACCUGACCGUCGUCUCGUUACACAAGAGAGCAAGGGUCGAACCACCCUUAGCGGAUCCUCGGGAGGCGAAGAAGCCAACCCCCCAUCCUGAGCCGAGGGGGUCCACCAUCGACUUGCCGCUGCUAGAGGGUCGGCCAGACCAGACGGUCAAAAUCGGGUCGGAGCUACCCGAGCAAGAACGAAAGCAGCUCGUCGGCUUCCUACAGGAAAACACCGACAUCUUCGCCUGGUCGCCAUCUGACAUGACGAGCGUCGACCCGGAAGUCGCACAACAUCACCUCAAUAUUUCACCCGACGCUUGCCCGGUAAAGCAAAAACCCAGACGGUAG